GUCUCUUCUAGGAAUUUGAACUUCGUUGACAGUCCGAAUCCUGCCGAUGAAGCCUCCUUAAACGGCUGUCAAAAUGAGGAGGAAUGCGAGUACGACUCGCGGCAGCGCGUGGGCCGCUCGAAUGCGCUUACACAGAAGCGCCAAGUCGAAUGUGGCAGACUCCCGAAGAAAGAGCGGCUAAACUGUCAACUAUUUAUGGGCAAGAGAGGGCCUGAUUUCUCUAGAAAGACGUACGAGCGCUUUGCGAAUCCUUUACAGCUUCAAGACCCCGAUCCAAGAUGCACAAAAUUUACCUGUCGUUUCAACCCAAGUGGCAAAAAGAAAUUUAUGGUUAAGAAAGGUGUCCGUGUUACUGCACCGAAGGAGGAUAGCAUGGGUGAUGUAACCUCAGACACCAACUCAAAAGCUUGUACCAAUCCGGCAGACUUGUUUUGCUACGGUAAUGGAGCUGGACGAAAGCGAUCGGUAAGUUGUCCUUACAUUACCAUACAACUCUUUCCCGCCCAGGCUUAACUUAUUCCCUUCCACGUCUAGCGGGGAAUUAGACCAUGGAAACUGCUCAUCAUCUCGGCUUAUUGUGCGACAUCUUCUCAAGUUGCAUUGGUUUUUCAAGGGUGUGCCCGAUGCUGUCCACCUUGCAACUUCUGAUAUAAUGAUCGUUUUUUUUCCUCCUGUUUCGCUAUUGCUUACAAUUAUCAGUUCCUUAGGACCCCUAGUGGAAACUCGGGCUUACCAAGGCAUAAUCAUCUAACUUCGGGUUCCCGUUUAUAGAAUGAAUGCUUUGUAAGCUUGCAGGAUUUCGUAACUAUUGAGGUAGCAGGUAUUUGUAAACCACGCGUCGUGGUUUUGCAUGUAGGGCCAGGUUGUUAAGCUUUUUAAAAUGCCGGUCCCCAUGGUCGAAUCUUUGCGAAUUGAAAAUUAUCAGAACGCGGUAAAUAAUGAUUUUUUUAAAAAAAAUAUAUAUACUUUAGGAGACAAAAACACCUGUUUCUAAAACAUGCUUCUCCAAGUUGAGGCAGAGCAUAUGCAAUACGCUGUGUGAUCAAGCACUAAAUAAACUGCAUGCUAAGGGGAAUUCUGAUAUUAUUUUUUGGAAAGGACUAUUAAGUGACUUAAUUAUUUUUGAAAGAACGACAUAGAAAUAUUGAAGACACACAGAAGAAUGUAUCAGAUGACUCUGACUAUAUUACUUGGAGACUUAAAAUGGUGGAUUCCGCUUCUUUUCCGUAACUUAUAAAACAAAAUUUGGCUGAUUUGUGGGGAGGAUUUUUAGGGAAUCAUUGGGAAAACUUAGGCUCCAUCAAUAAACGUACAAUUGUUCGGAUCAAUGCUAAUAUCUGAGCAACUACGCACCUACCCCUCCCCUAACCCAACAACAGUCAACUGGUAGCAAGUUAGGGUUAAUGUUGGGUCAGGGGAGGGGUAGGUACGCAAUUGAUCAGAUACUGAAUUUGAUUCAAUUGUUCCAUCAUUAGAUUCCUGAAAUAGAACAAAACUGCUCAGAUCCAGAAAAUAGUAAGUCUUCAAUAUGCCGCUGGGGAAGUCAAGGGAAAAAAAGUUUUUCCGGUUAGAAGCUGAGCACGAUAGACGAUCUGAGGUGGGCAUGAAAACGUCGUCUUUGUUUAUAAAACAAUCACCCUAGCAUCCUGGCCUCCAAAAAAAAAUUAAAAUUUUAAAUGAAGUAUUUAUCGUUUGGCAUAUGAUGUGGUCACUUUUAUAUUGGAUUGGACGGACAGCGGACCGCUGAGGGAGCAGAUUAUCUUAAUACACCUGUAAAAAAUGUAAUAACCAGCCAG
Molecule: messenger RNA, 1796 nt
Organism: Pocillopora meandrina
Lineage: Eukaryota; Metazoa; Cnidaria; Anthozoa; Scleractinia; Pocilloporidae
Source: the annotation of a GenBank genome assembly